CGAUCUAUAUUUCUGAAUAGUUAAACGGAAUGGCAUUGUUGUUUAACCCUGCGGACAGUGUAGUAUACAGAAUUAUUCGCCAGCUGUUCGGAUAUACUCGUGAUAUAAUUUGCUGACCAAUGAACCACAAGUGGAGUAAGUCCGUCAUUAUACGCAAGGGACGGUCUAUUGACGAUGUUAUCAUACCGCAUUCAAAAGGGAAUUCAACUAUUUCCAUUAUAACAGAAGUGUUUAUAUACAGUGGUCAGUGAAAGAAAAACACUUAAACAGCUCAAAUGUACCUGGAGACGUAUUGAUUUGAAAUGACCACACGUUUUCCUUAUCGUUGGUGGACGACAGCCCACUCUUAAACCUAUCGACGGAGUCACCCAGGCAUGUGCUUACUUUACCUCGCCCCGUGUGCGCUAUAUUUGGAACUAAACAGGAAAACUAGGAUAAUGUGUUACUUGUGUGUGUUAAACUAAUUCGCCGUCAGUGAUAUUACGCCUUUAAAUUUAAUUGUGGAUUUUAAAGAAGAGUAUCUGUCUAAUGUGCAGGACUAGUAGGAUGUGUAUUACAUAGACAUAUAUUUAUGGAAUUGAAAGUGUUAAAACCUGCUGUUUUAAAGACCGUUUAAGUGGACACGUAAAACUGGGCGUACCAAGUAUACAGGAAUGGAUUUAUUCAGAUAAAACGGAUCAUCACAUGGAAUGGAAUAUAUGCAAUGAAUAAGGUGCAAUCUAAACAAAGGAGUGGUCUAACAACAAUUUUCCGGAAAUAUACUAUAUGAUGUAUGGAACGACUGGAGGGCAUAUAUACAAUACCCUAAUGUAUUUAAGAAUUCUUCUGCUUGGCAACCGUAAAUUUACAGUACAAUGACUUACGAAUGAAACGUAAUUAAUAAUUUUAAGUCUCCAUUCGGAUAUUGUUUUGCGGAAUAUACUUACGUUACUUGAGAAUAAAUUCAACGGAAGUGAUUAGAUUAUUGACUCUGCCAGUAGCUGGACGCUCAAUCAUCUAAAUUCAUGUUAAAUCUCGAUUUUGGAUUAAGUAUCACCGGUGAAAGCUUAUCAUUAAUAGAAAGAGCCAAACUAAUUCAUCAACGACGGGAAACAUCAAAGGAGUUCCAAGAGAGGAUAAUUUGUAUUUGCGGAUAUUGAUACAAAGAGCCAAAUUAAUCCAUCAACGAAGGAAAACAUCAGAAGAGUUCCGAGAGAGGAACAUUAUAUUUGUGCAUACAGUAACGGUUUACUAUGAGGCCAUGGUUUAUCAUUCGGAAGUUACGGCCGGUGUUUUACUUAAUGGCUGGAGUGUGGUUGAUUUCUUCGAUUCAGCAGGCGGCCGAUAUAAAAUCCAAUGGUUUCCUCGGAAGCAGUUUCUUAGGGCAUCAAGUGAUGCGCGCUUUGAAGGCAGUGCCACCGCAAGUGAUGUCAUACCGACGGGAAUUUAUGAGAAAUUAUCCAUUGCAGGUUGAUCUCCUUCCCUACGUGAUGGAUAAAAUAAAGAAUGGCACUGAAAUUCCGUUUAAAAAACAUUAUCCUCAUAACUACACGUAUUUGCAUCGACCAGACAAAUGUAAGUUUUAUAGUCAUAAAGGCGGGAAACUAGCGAUCCUUGUUAAAUCGGCUGCACAAAACUGGUACCGACGUCACACGGUACGGACCACGUGGGCUAAGAUACAUCCGGGUGUUAUAAAAGUAGUGUUUUUAGUUGCGUACAAUAAAUCGAUUCAGAGUAUGGUCGAUUACGAGGCCGAUUUCUACAAAGAUAUCGUACAAGAAAAUUUCCAGGAUGCAUAUUUUAACAACACGCUAAAAACUGUCAUGGCGUUUAACUGGGCAAUGGAGUCGUGUUCAGGUGCUGAUUAUUAUCUGUUUGUCGACGACGAUCAUUUUGUAAAUGUUCCCGGAUUAGUGCAAUUUAUAAAAAGUCUAUCACGUGAUACACAAGAACAAUUAUUUUUAGGAUUUUUAAUAGCAUGUGGCGAACCGGAGAGGGCGGAACAUUCAAAAUGGCGGAUUUCAUUUGAACUUUACCCUUUUGACCUCUGGCCUCCAUAUUUAGCUGGUGGUGCUUUCGUUACUUCAUACUCAGUUGCUCAGAAGUUACAAUUAGCUUUUCCCUAUGUAAAACCGAUAGGCAUUGACGAUGCUUACCUAGGAAUCGUAGCGAAAAAACUCGCACUGCGGCCAAUGGACAGUGUCCACUUUCACACGACCGGACCUUAUGCAACUUAUGAAUAUUUCAUACAUGGGAAAUUAAAAGCAAACAAAACUGGGCCAAUACCACACGAUGUUCUUUCUUUUCCAAAGACAGAAUGUGUAUAAUGAAAUAAUUUAAUAUAAUGGUGUGUAUGCACGUUUUAAGGAUGUAUGUCACAUUACACAAAUUACGUAAGAGUUACCUCCCUUGUAUACAUUUGAUAAGCAAAAUCUAGGAAGUAAUCCGUGUUUGUCAAUUUUGUUAUAAUGUGCCUUUUCAGAUAUAUCAUUUAUCAUUUAGCCGAGUGAACAAUACUAUCCAGAAAUAAUAUUUAAGCUUCUUAAGUGUGAAACUUUUUCUGAAAGGAGAUCCAAAUCUUAGUCCAGAAAGAUAUACUAUUAAUUAUAAGCGUGUGUUAAUGUUGUGUUUACAUAUCGUUUUAUUGAUUUUUGUUUUAAUUAAUAUAAUAUAUAUAUAUCAAUGGUUGAAAAAUGAUCAUUUAAAAAUUAAAUUCGUACCAUUAGCUUAACAAUGGGAAAACAUUUUUUUUAACUUUGCAAAUUUAAUACAUGUAGAUAAUAGGUCAUUUACCUUGUCUAAGUAUUUUAGACACAACAUCUUCAUCUUAAGUUUUUGAUUGAAAUUGAAUACUAUUUAUUUAUUUUUAUGUUAUACGGACCUUUAAAACAGCCCUUUUCACGAAGGAAAUUCACACUUGCUCCCAAAUGUUCAUUUGUUUUUCUUUCGAAAUUUGCGUUUUAACGAUUCGGAAGCCUUAUCAGGGCACAUAUUCAUGAAAAAUGUACGUACGAAUUAUUUAUUUAUUGCAUAAUGAAAUAUCAUUUAUUCGGUUUCUGUAAACAGUUUUAUUAUUUUAUAUCAAAUAUUAUUUACCGAGUAUUAUGCAAUGUAUUCAUUGAAUACUAUAUUGUGAUAAUAAUAUGUGAUCUGUUUUCACUCAAUUUUCGGUAUCAUUGCAAAUGUGCCAAAUACAAGUUUCCGGCUCUUUCCGACGAUGAUCGGAAACAUCCAAGAUCAUUAAUUCAUAAACAAGCUUUAGAAUGAUAAGGUUCACUGAACAUACCAAUGACGUCAUAAUCGACUGAGAUGUGCCUUAGGAGAACCUUCCCGAAAAUAUGGAAGAAUAUGGAAUAUUUUAGUUGAUGUUUUGUCCAUAACUUAGGUUUAAAAGUAACAAAUUUUCUGCCAUUUUUCAAGAUUAAUGAAAUAUACAUAUAAUACCCUUUUCGUCCAUGCCUGUGAUAUCUAAGGAAAGAGAUAUAUAUGAUUUGUAAUAAAAUAAUGAAAAUGUUAAUUUUGAAUGUCACCAUGUUGCUUAUCAUAAUGGAUAUUGUAAAAGAUUCUUUUCAUUCCUGAUGCUUUCAUUGAAAAACAUCAGGACAACUACAUGUUUUUGCCUAUCUAUCUGUGUUGAUCCAUUAUAGUUUAUGCUGUAACACGGUCGACAUUUUUCAGGUUACAAUGAUUAUUUCCGGCAAACGACAAAAAUCAAUCGGAACCAUUCGUGAAUUUCCGUCAGUUUUAGAAUUUGACGUCACGACAUGACUUGUCCACAAUUAAAGUGUGACGGAAAUACCCGAAUAGUUCCGAUUGGAAAAUGUUUUGCUUACAUAAUAUGUUCAAUAUGGUAGAUUUAUUAAAAAGGCUAUAUAAUGGAUAUAUACGUAUUAGUAUUCAAAUUUAAUCGCGAAAUAAAAAAAAAGUAAAAAGUAGAAAAAAAAGAUUAUUCAAAACAAUUAAAAUCUUAAUAUAUCGAUUUUAUAAUCACUGUGCAAUAAAACAAUAACUUAUCUCAACAAUUACAAUAUAUAUAAACAUAUAUCCGGUUUGUGAUAAUAUAUUUAUACAGAUUUAUUUUCCUUCCAAAAUACAUGUAGUUUAACCAUGAAGAGGGAAAUCCCUGUCAACGGAAAUCCGUAAUGGCACUAAUUAAUCGACAUUUUAAUAACAAUAUUUUUCAUGAAAAUUCAUUUGCGUUUUGAUCAUUUUGUAGUAAUUGUUUCUGUUCUUUCUAUACAUAAUUAAUAUCCUGAUAACUUUUGAGUACGACAUUUUUUGUGUGUGAUACACUUAACGUAUUGAAAUAUCGCGAUAUGUAUCGUAUCGCCAGCACUGACCCGUAUCGCGAUACACCUUGACGACGCUAUUUAUGAAUAUAAUCGACUUUUUUGUGUUAUUCAUGUAAAACGUCAGGAUUAAAUUGAAAAAAAUGAAAAGUUUUGUAAUUAUUUGUCAAUAACUAUUACACCUCCGAUUCGAUUCAAACAUAUUGUAUUGACACUGAAUAGUCAAAGGGAUUGGGCCCAAGUUCUUACACUUUAAUAGUCCCUCUUCCAAACAUACCUCUGAUAUGUCGACUCCUUGGUUAAUUCGAUGACAUAUUUAACGUAAUUAAUUCAAUUAUCAAAGAUAGGAAUUGAUACCAACAGACUUUAUUUUUUUCUAAAAUAAAAUAUUCACGAUAUGUGUGGUAUACGAUUUGAUUGACAGGUGUAUGAAGGAAACUUCGAUAUCUCGAAUGUGAUUAUAUUCAUUAUCUCGCUCACACAUUUUAUUAUUUAUAUAUAUAAUCGAUAUUUAUGAAUAUCAAACUGCCGUCCCAAGUUAGAUAUAACAAGAUCGUGAUUGACUUUUUAUAUAUAUAAAUUAUAUAUGUAUACGUUUUUCUUGCAAGAAAUAUUUAGCUAAGUAUAAAUGAUUGUGAACUAUUUGUGUGGCUACCACAGUAUCGUUAAAAUGUGUUACUUCGUUGUGUGAAAAAACACGAAGCGUAAAUGUGUUGGGCGAUGUUUGAAAACUUUUUGAAAAUAAUUCAUGAGAGAUAUAGAGGAAUAAGUGGAUUCUGAGCGAGAGAGAGAGAGAGACAAGGAGAGUGAAGGAGGGGAUGUGAUAGCUUGAGAGUGGGGAGAUGGAGAGAUACAAGAGAAAGAAAGACAGACAAAAGACAGACAGAAAGACAGACAGAAGGGAAGAGGA
This is a messenger RNA of Mizuhopecten yessoensis (Yesso scallop), 5178 nucleotides long. RefSeq names its product beta-1,3-galactosyltransferase brn-like. NCBI's taxonomy places the organism in Eukaryota, Metazoa, Mollusca, Bivalvia, Pectinida, Pectinidae. The coding region runs from base 1233 to 2306 and encodes 357 amino acids. Gene Ontology annotation, molecular function: hexosyltransferase activity; UDP-glycosyltransferase activity. Gene Ontology annotation, cellular component: membrane. The record is from RefSeq and is a predicted model, not a curated record. The transcript has 3 exons.